GAUUAGCUUCUAUAAGUGAGAUGUGGAAACUUGAAGCUCUGCACAAACAGUGAAAAUGGAUUUUCAGUAAAGAGGGAGACUCCUGAUAUCCUGCAAAUAAAUUUCUAGAGGGGAAAAAGCAUAUUCAUGAAUUCUGGAUUUAUUAUUGAGGAAGAAGGUAUAGAUUUCAUUUGUAAAAUUACUAACCAAAGGCCUUUUUAAAUGAAAAAAGAACUACAUAAGAGGCUUUUUAUGUCUCCAAACAUACCCGGAGGAUCUUUAAAGGUUUAAUUCAGUUUUAUUUAUCCAGCAGCCAUCCAGAACUCCCAGAGCACCUCUUUUACAAAUGUCAAAGCCAGAAUAUACACUACCUGGCCAUAAAAAACAGUCUCCACCAGGAUUUAAUGAAGCUAAUAGGUAAAAUCCUUCCACUGAAUAAUUACUGCAGUGAUGACAACUCAUUUAACCCUAGCUGAUGCAGUGAGGAGCUUCUCAUUUCUGAAACAACCAUGUAGGAAAACAUAUCCUGUGGUCAUGGAAAGGAUGUUAAUCUGUCUCAGAAGGGUCAAAUUAUUGGCCUGCAUCAAGCAAAGAAAACAACUAAGGCGAUAAAACAACUAAAAUCAAGUUAAGAACCGUCCAACGCAUUAUUAAAACCUGAAGGAUAGUGGAGAACCAUCAUCUUCAGGAACUAAUGUGGUCUGAUGAGUCCAGAUUUACCCUGUUCCAGAGUGAUGGGGGCAGUAGUUUAGGUUUGGUUUUGGUCCCGACUUUGUGCUGGUUUUUGACUUUUUUAGGACUGGUUUCAGACUGUAAUCUGAUUGGUUCUAAACAUUUUUUGGACUGGCUUAAGUUUGAUUUUGGUCCUGGUUUUAGACCUUUUAAGGACUGGUUUUACAAUGUCUUGGACUUUUUUAGGAGUAGUCUAGAUUAGAGCUGCAACAACAAAUCAAUAAAAUCAAUAAAAAUCGAUUAUUAAAACUUAAACUUAAAACCAGAAACAAGUUGGAGUCACUGAUGAGGAUGAAGGAGCCCAACAGCAGCAAACAAUGACAGGCUUCAUGAUGAGAAAGACAUCAUGUCCACCACAGCAAGCAUCUGUCCUGACUGAGAGCAUCCUCAACAUGAUGCUCACUGACAUGAGGCCUCUGUCGAUGGUUGAAGACGAAGGCUUCACUUCAAUGAUCUUAUUUGCUCUGUCAGUCCAAAUCUUCUCUUUCUGAAUAAAGCGGCGGGAAUUAAAAAGUCUUUGACUGGAGAUGAAUGAAAUUCUGCUCCCGGUGGUCCAGGCAGGAGGCGGGAGAACACUGUCCAGAGCAGAGUUCCUGUCCCUGCUGAACACCUAUAACUGCUUCCUGAAGGACCAGACCCAGCUGCACCUCAGCUGCUCUCAGGAGGACGAUGGAGAGGUGGUGGUGGAGGGUUUCCUGAACAUCUCCUGGGGAGUCCGGAGACCCAUCAGGCUGAAAAUCCAGGACGACAAACAGAUGCUUCCCUUUGCUCCUCUGAUCUCUCCUGACCCCAGCAGUCCAGUCAGCCCUCUGGGAAGCAAGAGGGGAAUGACUCGAUGGGGAGAAUACGCCGACCUCCACCAGAUAGAUGAGAUGGCUGAAACGGCUCAGGAAACGGUGGUCAACAAACCUCUACCUGCUGUUUAUGAGACCACCACCCUGCGUCCAGCAAGGCAGAAGAACCUGGAGCUGGAGGCCGAGUCCAACUUGUUCCGCUGCAUGAGCGACGCCUCGCUGGUCAAACGGAGGAGAGGGAAGGGAAAGACAGCAGCUCAACGAGAGGAAGAACGACAGCAUCGCUUCUCUAUUAACGGACACUUCUAUAACUAUAAAACCUCCAUCUUCACUCCAUCCCACGGUACUCCAACUAAAGUCCGUAUCUCCAGCAGGAUGACCACAAACCAAGUUAUUUCACAGCUGCUAAACAAGUUCAAGAUAGAAAACGAUCCCCAGGAGUUUGCUCUCUACUGCAUCCACCAGAGUGGAGAGAAGAGGAAGCUGAAUAACAGAGACCAGCCGCUGUGGGAGCGAAUCCUGCAGGGACCAUCUGAUGACAUCAUGAAGAUCUUCCUGAUGGACAUGGAUGAGGAGGAGGUCAGCAAUGAUGUCGCUCAGUAUCUGAACCUGGAGCUUCCGAUCCUGGAGCAGGUUUUACUGAAACUCAGAGAGGAAGAGAACAGAGAAAUCCAGAGAGUCAUCAGCAAAUACCACCACCAACACAGACUCCUGUCUCACAUGCUGACCUGCAAACUAUCGCCUCAUGUGGAGACCAGCGUCUGACAGCAGAUCAUCUACUGGAACAGAGAUCCACCUCAGAACUUACAGGAUGGAAGAACAGCUCUGGAGAACCCGGAAAAUGUUAUUUCAUUUGUUUUUUACAUCUUAAUGUUAUUACAAAGACAGAAAGGUGAAGGAUCUGGAGAAUAAAACAUUCAAAACUGAUAUCAUUACAGGAAAACAACCCGAAAAUCCAGAAGAACCCAGCAGUCUUUAAGUCUGACACAUGUAUAGUUUAUCCACAGUAAUUCCAUUUUCUUUAUUUCUUUGUUGCUUUAUUUUUUGUAAAAUAAGUGCAGGACAUGAUUGUAAGUUCUGUUGUCAAUAACUGUAAAUCAAUGUGAUCAGGAAUAAAUAUGGGACCAGCA
Molecule: messenger RNA, 2635 nt
Organism: Amphiprion ocellaris (clown anemonefish)
Lineage: Eukaryota; Metazoa; Chordata; Actinopteri; Pomacentridae
Gene: rassf6
Product: Ras association domain family member 6
Exons: 12
Coding region: 1239-2270 (343 amino acids)
Biological process (GO): signal transduction
Source: RefSeq, a predicted model, not a curated record